CUUCAGGACGGCUUGCUUUGCGCCCGGGAGAAAAAGGGGGAAGAGGAAGCCCGAAGGCCUGACGGAAGAGAAAAAGCGGGGGAUGUAAACUGAAGUUUUAACCGAAAUCUGCAACAGGCUGUGUCAUCUGUGGAAGCCUUAAAACAGCAAAAGAUUGCAAGCUCUAUCUUAAGAGUGCCACGGUAGAAAAACACCUGCGCCUCUUGAUUUUCAGACCGAGCGCCAAAGCCAGAAGCCAAAUCCUGCUUUAAGCAAAAUUGUAUCGUCCAUGUUUUCUUCUCUACAGAGUGCAUCCGCCCGCCAGUGGCCAAGCUGAGGCUCCCCGGCCCAGCGAUGGACUUGGACCCCUACGCGAGCAUGCAGAUUGGCAUGCGGGUGGUCCGUGGGGCUGACUGGAGGUGGGGAAACCAGGACAAUGGCGAGGGCAACGUGGGGACGGUGGUGGAGAUUGGCCGGCAGGGCAGCCCAGCGACCCCCGAUAAAACCGUGGUGGUCCAGUGGGAUCACGGGACUCGCACCAAUUACCGGACCGGAUUCCAGGGAGCAUAUGAUCUUCUGCUCUACGAUAAUGCACAAAUAGGGGUCCGCCACCCUAACAUCAUCUGCGAUUGUUGCAAGAAACACGGCAUUCGUGGAAUGCGAUGGAAGUGCAAAGUCUGCUUCGAUUACGACCUGUGCCUGCAUUGCUACAUGAGUAACAAGCAUGACCUAUCCCAUGCCUUUGAGCGCUACGAAACCGCCCACUCGCAACCAGUCUCCGUGAGCCCACGACAGAAUUUGCCGCGCAUUACUUUAAAGGGGAUCUUUCAAGAUACAAAAGUCGUCCGGGGCCCUGACUGGGAAUGGGGAAAUCAGGACGGUGGUGAUGGCAAAAUUGGGCGCGUGGUUGACAUCCGUGGCUGGGAUGUGGAGACGGGGCGGAGCGUGGCCAGUGUCACCUGGGCUGAUGGUACCACAAACGUCUACCGAGUCGGCCACAAAGGGAAAGUUGACCUAAAAUGUAUCACAGAAGCAUCUGGAGGGUUUUAUUACAAGGAGCAUCUUCCUAAAUUAGGCAAGCCGGCUGAGUUGCAGAAAAAGGAGAGCACGGAAGGGCAUCCGUUCCAACAUGGAGAUAAAGUGAAAUGCCUCCUAGACAUCGACAUCUUGCGGGAGAUGCAGGAGGGCCACGGAGGCUGGAAUCCCAAGAUGGCUGAG
This is a messenger RNA of Thamnophis sirtalis, 1197 nucleotides long. The record is from RefSeq and is a predicted model, not a curated record. Lineage: Eukaryota; Metazoa; Chordata; Lepidosauria; Squamata; Natricidae.